Fusarium graminearum PH-1 is the source of this 483-nucleotide messenger RNA. RefSeq lists its product as uncharacterized. Lineage: Eukaryota; Fungi; Ascomycota; Sordariomycetes; Hypocreales; Nectriaceae. Bases 1 to 483 code for a protein of 160 amino acids. The transcript has 3 exons. The record is from RefSeq and is a predicted model, not a curated record.
AUGUUUGGAGAGAUUUCGAUAAUUGUUUUGCGGCUGCUGUGGCGUGUCGCAAAUAGGAACCGCCGUGGCCACACCGCCAUUCCGGUCGUCACAAUAUCAAGCCGAACCGUCGUGAUCAGAAAAGGCUGCAUAAAACUCGGCUCCGGCUGGAAUUUCCUUGUUGACUACUCGUUUGAGACACCACAUGCGAUAUAUGUAGGCAAUUUCAGCCGUGUCGAUGAUGUUCAAGCCGCACCAAUUCAAUUCACGUUUUCCAAUAAUAAGUUAAAGGCUUCCCCUAAUAUGAUAGAUCUUCCCGGCGAUAGAUAUCCUACCUGGUUAAAUAAGUCGCUUAUUAUUCCCGAUCUAUUAUCUGCACUUAAGACUAUUAAAAUAGUUAAUAGUACAGACAGUGCUAGUAACUAUAUCUCGGACUUUAUAUACUACGGAUCGUUCUUUAUGGCUAAGGAGAAUAGAGGAAUGCUUUCUCUCUGGUAUAGAUAA